UCAGAGUACCACAUGACAUCAUAAGAUCAGAGGUUCGUCCGUGUUGUCUUCAGGGUGCCUAGGUAGCUGAUGUGCUUGCGUUUCUACACAAUGGGGGGAGAGCGAGCUCAAUCGUGGGUUAACCGAGCUCGCUUCUAUCCCGGAACAAAAAAAUCGGGAGUAAGAUAUUAUUACCUGUGGAGUGGACGUCUUGCUGUGCCAUAGGAGCUCAGAGAAGGAGUGAAACUUAGGGGGUUCUCUGGGGUCCAAACAACACGACUCAGACCGACUGUCACCACGUAAUCCCGCCGCACACAGAUCCACCGCGGCGCAGUGUUUCCAUUCAAAGUCUCGAGGAUUAAGGGAAGACGAAUCGUCAAAGGGGCCGACAAAUUCCUGCUUGUAAUUCGACCUUCGUCACUUAACGAGGGACAAGGCGGGAAACCACGAUGUCUCUCAUUGUCCCUUACACCGCAUCAUGCCUCACCGUAUGGAGUCUGUUUGUGUAACUUACAUUACCGCGAAACACAAUGACGGCUGUAUUUCAGAAUUACCACAUGUAAUUGGCCACGAUCACGCCACCGGCGUCAAAACGUGGUUUAUCAGGAAAGAGAGUUUCGGCUCUGCCUUCAACUCAGGCUUUGCCAUGGACUUGGGUUCAACUAAGGAUUUUAGCGCGCUUUAG
Coccidioides immitis RS is the source of this 664-nucleotide messenger RNA. RefSeq lists its product as uncharacterized. Lineage: Eukaryota; Fungi; Ascomycota; Eurotiomycetes; Onygenales; Onygenaceae. The record is from RefSeq and is a predicted model, not a curated record. The transcript has a single exon. Bases 458 to 664 code for a protein of 68 amino acids.